AUGAUUCUGAGAUCUGGGAUAUUGGAAGAGCCUUUGAUGAUUGAUGGGAUUUUGGGCAAAGGGAAGGAAAUUAGGGAAGUGAAUGAGGAUGUGAUUCUGGAGGAAGACCAGAAUAACUCCCAACUCAUGGAUAUUAUUGUCCAAUUUGCUUCCACUGAUAGCAGAAGUCCUCUGAGAAGGAAAAAGGCUAUCAGUAGGAAAUCCAGGGCUGUUUCUAGACUAGAUAAAGGGGGACCUUCUGGGGAGAAAGGAAAUGAGAAUAUGAGUGGGGUUUCUAGGAAAAAUUGUGCUAAAAGAACUCUGGAUGAAUGGUGUCCAGACAGUCAGGAGAAGGGGGGUGCAGUGGGUAAUGGGCUAGGUAGAGGUGAGGGGAGAGGGACUGUUGAGAAGGUGGAUAUUGAUGUUAGUUGCUGGGUCAGAAAUGGUAGAAUGGGUAUGGGGGUUUGGAAGACGCUGGAACAGGUUGUGACCCAUCAUUCUCGUAGAGAAGGCUUAUGGGUUCGCCAAAUAAUUCCCAAGGUUUCUUUUAGACCACCAAAGUUGACUGUUUCCUCAAUAACAUUCCCUGAAAGGCUAGGCGAACUAUACUGA
Striga asiatica is the source of this 591-nucleotide messenger RNA. Lineage: Eukaryota; Viridiplantae; Streptophyta; Magnoliopsida; Lamiales; Orobanchaceae. The record is from the annotation of a GenBank genome assembly.